Acaulospora colombiana is the source of this 466-nucleotide messenger RNA. The record is from the annotation of a GenBank genome assembly. NCBI's taxonomy places the organism in Eukaryota, Fungi, Glomeromycota, Glomeromycetes, Diversisporales, Acaulosporaceae.
GCCAUCGAUGAUUUGAACUAUGGUCAAGUGGCUACUAUUAUUGGAAGAUAUUAUGCCAUGGAUCGAGACAAGAGGUGGGAAAGAAUAAAGAUUGCUGUCGAAGCUUUAACACAAGGUGUUGGUGAAAAAUCACAAGAUCCUCUGCGCACAAUUCAAGAACGUUUUUCAAAAGAUGAAACGGAUGAAUUUUUAAAGCCGAUAAUAAUUUCCGAAGAAGGUUUAAUUAAAGACGGUGACACACUCUUCUUUUUCAAUUUCCGUGCUGACCGCAUGCGCCAAAUUGUUCAAACCUUCGGAGUAUCACCACCCCCAUUCGAUAUUGAGAUUCCGAAAAAUCUCUACAUUAUAACAAUGACUCGAUAUAAAGCUGAAUUUCCUUUUCCUGUUGCAUUCCCGCCGCAAGUAAUGGACAAUGUUUUGGCAGAAUGGCUCGCAAAGCUCAAGAUACCUCAAUGUCACGUUGCUG